Messenger RNA from Petromyzon marinus (sea lamprey), 977 nucleotides. NCBI's taxonomy places the organism in Eukaryota, Metazoa, Chordata, Hyperoartia, Petromyzontiformes, Petromyzontidae. The record is from RefSeq and is a predicted model, not a curated record.
UUUUGAAACACCCUGUAUACAGCAGCAGGCGUCAAGGGACGGGAUCGAACCCACGACCACCUGCAUACCAGGCGAGGCAGUCAACAUCUAGCCACCGUGGCACCCCCUGGAAGAACACGGUUCCUGGACCAUCUCGGCGAAGCGUCACCGCUCCCUCUGGACACGACCCCGGUGAAGAAAGAGGUUUAGAGCUCACCGUGAUCGACGCGAGCCCAAGCCGCCAGGUGAAACGGCACGCGACGCCGCGCUUCCGAGAUGGGAGAAGACAACCUUCGUUUAUUUCACUAUUUAUUUUGAGACUUAACAUUGUUGCGUACGUAUACCCCCCCCCCGACCUCCCUGCUUUGACCCACGGGCAGGUGGAGGGCGAUGUCACCGACGCGGCUUCAACUCUGCGGCGUCGGUGCGCUUGCCCGGAAUGAUGUCCCGGAACGCUUCGCGCUCCACGCGGAACUUCCUGCGGGUGGCUUGAGAUGAGCUCGGCAGAAAAUCCCCGGGCGCGUGGGUGGGGGGGGAGGCGCGAAACGUCGGGACAAUGUGCCGAAUGACGUCGCGGCACGAUCCGAAAGACACAUCGGAGAGACCCGUUAUGCUGUACACCCAUGUCCUACAGACGUGUGCGCUGUAGGACACAGUGCUGUAGGUCUCUGUGCUGUAGGUCUCUGUGCUGUAGGUCACUGUGCUGUAGGUCACAGUGCUGUAGGUCUCUGUGCUGUAGGUCACAGUGCUGUAGGUCUCUGUGCUGUAGGUCACAGUGCUGUAGGUCUCUGUGCUGUAGGUCACAGUGCUGUAGGUCUCUGUGCUGUAGGUCUCUGUGCUGUAGGUCACAGUGCUGUAGGUCUCUGUGCUGUAGGUCUCUGUGCUGUAGGUCACAGUGCUGUAGGUCUUUGUGCUGUAGGUCUCUGUGCUGUAGGUCACUGUGCUGUAGGUUACAGUGCUGUAGGUCUCUGUGCUGUAGGUCUCUGUGCUUGCUGUAG